Phyllostomus hastatus (greater spear-nosed bat) is the source of this 1868-nucleotide messenger RNA. Its product is annotated as zinc finger protein 530-like. Gene Ontology annotation, biological process: negative regulation of transcription by RNA polymerase II. Bases 142 to 1044 code for a protein of 300 amino acids. The transcript has 4 exons. The record is from RefSeq and is a predicted model, not a curated record. Gene Ontology annotation, molecular function: DNA-binding transcription repressor activity, RNA polymerase II-specific. Lineage: Eukaryota; Metazoa; Chordata; Mammalia; Chiroptera; Phyllostomidae.
GGGGCGCCCCGGGAGCUGUGCAGAGGAGGGUUCCACGCUGCGUGAGUUCCUUGUUUUCGAGACCAGGGCCUCUGAGCCUCGCAGUCUACGCUUCGCUUAAGUGAGCUGGCGGCAACCGUGUAGAGGCGUCCAGCUGAGGAUAUGAACUUUGCGGAUGUAGCCAUUGCCUUCUCUCAGGAGGAGUGGGGGCUCCUUGAUGAGGCUCAGAGAUUUCUGCACUGCACUGUGAUGCUGGAAAUCUUUGCAGUUGUAGCAUCUGUGGGUUGUUGGCAUAAAAAAGAAGAUGAGGAAGCCUCUUGUGAGCAGUGUGUACCUAUAAAAGAAGAGUCACUGGUUGGGGCUUUUAAUACAGCUCCAGCAACUCAGAAGGCCCAUCCUUGUCAGCAGUGUGUCUCAAUCUUGAAAGAUAUUUUGCAUGUGAUUGAGUUCCAAGCAGUAUACCUUGAGCAGAAAGCAUUCUUCAGCAACGUGUCUGUGAGAGGCUUCUGUUUCCGUGGAAACCUACACCAGCAACAAAGGCCUGCCAGUGCUGAGAAGCCCUGGGGGGCAGAUACAGACAUGGUCUCAUCUGUGACCAGGUACAGCUUUUUCGUAUCAGGGGCACCUCUCAUAUGUGGGGCGAUUGGGGAGGACAUCUCAGCUAUCUCAAGCUUUCUCCAGCACCAGGCCACUCCUAAUAGUGAGGAGCGACACAGUGGCAUUGAGAGUAGGAAGGCCUUUCAUGGUGGAGAAAGUCUUCAGCUGUUGGGUGAAUGUGAAGACGCUGCCAGCCAGAACCACAAACUUAUUCAGUGUGAGAGUAUCUGCUGCAAUAAAGAGUUUUAUGAGCAUCACCUCCAGACACACAGGAGAGUCCACACUGGAGAAAAGCCUUAUGAAUGUAGCGAAUGUGGAAAAACCUUUGGGAAAAACUUUAACCUCCUUCAACAUAGGAAACUUCACACUGGAGAAAAGCCUUUUGAGUGUAGUGAUUGUGGGAAGUCUUUCAGCCAAAGAUCUAACCUCUUUCAUCACAAGAGAGUUCACACUGGAGAAAAGCCUUAAGAGUGUUGUAAUUGUGGGAAGUCCUUCAGCCGAAGCUUUAGCCUCCUUCAACACCAGAGAGUUCACACUGGAGAAAAGCCCUUUGAUUGUACUGAUUGUUUGAAGUCCUUCAACCAAAGGUCUGCUUUCAUUCAACACAAGAAACUUCACACUGGAGAAAAGCCAUUUGAGUGUAAUGAUUGUGGGAAAUCUUUCACACAAAGUAGUAUGCUCAUUUAUCACUGCAGAGGUCACACUGGGGAAAGACCUUAUGAGUGUAGUGAGUGUGGGAAUUGUUUUAGACAAAGCUCUAGCCUUUCCCGUCACCACAUAGUUCAUAGUAGAGUAAAGCCUUAUGAAUGAAGUGAAUAUGAGAACAACUUUGGACAUAUUUUUUUUUAUUUUAAAUAGACACUUAGGAAAGAGAGAAAAAUAUUGAUUUGUUGUUCACUUAACUAUUCAUUCACUAGUUGAUUAUUAUAUUUGCCCUGACCAGGGAUCAAUCCUGCCACAUUCAGGUGUUGGGAUGAUGCUUUAACCUAGCCAUGGCUAGAAAAUUUUUAACUUCAUAUGAUCUAAAACGUUUCACACUCAAGAAAUGCUUUCUCAGUGCAGUGAUUGUGGGAAAUUUUUUUAAUGGUAUUUUUGAAAGAUUAUAAUUGGUAGUGUUCUUUUUUAUAGAGAGAAGGCACGGGAGGAAAAGAGUAAAUAAACAUCAGUUGGUUGCCUGUGGCAUGCUCACCAACUGGGGACUGGGCCUGAACGAUAGGCAUAUGUCCUGACAAGUGAUCAAACCACUCUUGAGGACAAAGUUGAACCAACUGAGCUGUGCCAGUCAGGAUGAU